This is a messenger RNA of Schistocerca americana (American grasshopper), 311 nucleotides long. Its product is annotated as carboxypeptidase A1-like. The transcript is spliced from 2 exons. Bases 20 to 310 code for a protein of 96 amino acids. The record is from RefSeq and is a predicted model, not a curated record. NCBI's taxonomy places the organism in Eukaryota, Metazoa, Arthropoda, Insecta, Orthoptera, Acrididae.
GGAGUCACCAGACGGCAGGAUGCGCGCCUCUGCACUGUGUCUGCUGCCGCUACUGGCAUUACUGGUGCCUGCGCUGGCCGCCGUCUCCUACAGGGGACACGAAGUGUAUCGUCUGGUGCCCACGGAGGAGCAGCUGCCUGUGCUGGCAGAGUGGCGGCAGCGGGCGGACAUCGACUUCUGGUCGCAGGUGCACCUCGCCGGCCACCCUGUGGACGUGAGGGUCCCCCCACACUUGCAGCGAGAAUUCCGGGAGCAUCUCUACCGCCACAGAGUGGAGCACCAGCUGCUGAUCAACGACCUCGAACAGUGAG